Raphanus sativus (radish) is the source of this 1554-nucleotide messenger RNA. Its product is annotated as GTP 3',8-cyclase, mitochondrial. Gene Ontology annotation, molecular function: GTP 3',8'-cyclase activity; metal ion binding; cyclic pyranopterin monophosphate synthase activity. The transcript has 8 exons. Bases 142 to 1287 code for a protein of 381 amino acids. NCBI's taxonomy places the organism in Eukaryota, Viridiplantae, Streptophyta, Magnoliopsida, Brassicales, Brassicaceae. The record is from RefSeq and is a predicted model, not a curated record. Gene Ontology annotation, biological process: Mo-molybdopterin cofactor biosynthetic process.
AUCCAAACCUCCCAACUCCGUAGUUGCCGUCUUCAUCUUUUCAACGCCAGCCUUUUUGUACCAUAGAAAGAAGAAUCCAAAUUUGUUUCGUUUUACCAGAACAAAGAAGACUCUCUCCGUCUGCCAAAGUUGCUAACAACGAUGAGGAGAUGCCUUUCCAAACUCACUCCCCGGCAAAUGGGUUUCACCACUUCCAACUCUUUCUUGCAGGUUGAGUCAAGAACCAUUACUAGUACUACUAGUGACCGUUCAUUAAGCAGCAAUGCAGCUCAAGUUGAUCAGACAAAACACAACCCUCUCUCAGACAUGUUGGUUGAUUCAUUUGGUCGGUUUCAUACCUACUUGAGGAUCUCCUUGACAGAGCGUUGUAACCUCAGGUGUCAGUACUGCAUGCCCUCCGAAGGCGUGGAGCUUACUCCUACGCCUCAGCUGCUCUCACAGUCCGAGAUCGUUAGGUUAGCUGGUCUCUUCGUUUCUUCCGGUGUUAACAAGAUUAGAUUAACCGGUGGCGAGCCUACCGUGAGGAAAGACAUCGAAGAGAUCUGUAUGCAGUUGUCCAGCUUAAAAGGGUUGAAGAACUUAGCUAUUACUACUAAUGGCAUCACUCUAGCUAGAAAGCUACCGAAGCUUAAAGAAUGUGGGCUUGAUUCCAUCAACAUCAGCUUGGACACUCUUGUCCCUGCGAAGUUCGAGUUUCUGACUAGACGUAAAGGGCACGAGAGGGUUAUGCAAUCAAUUGAUUCCGCUAUCGCUCUUGGAUACAAUCCUGUGAAGGUCAACUGUGUUGUCAUGAGGGGAUUGAACGAUGAUGAGGUUUGUGAUUUUGUGGAAUUGACGCGAGAUAAGCCUAUCAACGUCCGGUUCAUAGAGUUUAUGCCCUUUGAUGGAAACGUUUGGAAUGUAAAGAAGCUUGUGUCUUACGCUGAGAUGAUGGAUAAAGUGGUAAAGCGCUUUCCGAGUAUUAAACGUGUCCAAGAUCACCCUACCGAAACAGCUAAGAACUUUACCAUUGAUGGGCACUGCGGUUCUGUGUCUUUCAUCACAUCCAUGACGGAACACUUCUGUUCUGGCUGCAAUAGGUUAAGAUUACUUGCGGAUGGGAACUUCAAAGUAUGCUUGUUCGGUCCUUCAGAGGUUAGUUUGAGAGAUCCUAUCCGGUCUGGUGCUGAUGACGAAACGCUAAGGGAAAUUAUAGGCGCUGCUGUGAAGAGGAAGAAAGCAGCACACGCUGGAAUGCUUGACAUUGCCAAGACAGCUAAUAGGCCAAUGAUACACAUCGGUGGCUGAAACAAAGCUAAUGUUAGUGAAGUUCAUGGAAAACACUACAAGGAAACAUUGAGUUCGUAUGUUGUAUCAAUCUUGUAUCCCUGCUGCUCCAACUCUGUGACAUAGCUUUUUGCAAAACAAGAAUAUAGUGAAAGAGUUUCUUAACGUUCGUAUCUGUAUACGUAACAGACACUGUACAGGAACUCAGAAUUUCUAUGUGAAUUUUUUCACAGUCCCAUUACUUUACUAGUAUUCUACAAUCAAUCUAAGAGAUGUUUGUUUGUUUCA